CAGCCAGAGAGGGACCUGGGGAUCUCGGUGCAGAGGCAUGGCUGGCCCAGGUGGUUUCCCCGCUGGGCCUGCUCAUGGAGUUGGCUCUCUCCUGCCCUGAUUGCCAGCAGCUCAUGGCCUGGAGAGGCUGGGCCCCUGGGAGCGACUCUUUCCCACAAGCUGGGCACAGGCCUGAGGAGUGGGGUCCAGGGCCUGGGAGCCCAGGACGGAGCAGAGGCCUCUCUUUUCCCUGUGGUUCUGGGCCUGGGAGCCAAACAGCUCCCCCCUCGAUCUCCUGAAUCCCCUGGCAACUUCCCAGUCACGGCAGGUUCCGCUGCCAGAGCCAUUUAUAACUCCCAUUCCAGGCUCAGCUCGGCAGUGUUGCUCCCCGGAGAGCCGGGGGGAGGGGCAACUCUCUGCUGGGAGCUGUGGGCCGGGGUAUGAGGCCCUGACCCGAGCCCUGAGGGGGCAGAGAGAUGGGCAGGCAGGCCUAGUGAGGGGCCUCGGGGGGCCGAGUCCCCAAUGGGCAGGCAGGAAGAGAAGGACGCAGAGCUGGAUCGGAGGAUAGUUGCCCUUCGCAAGAAGAACCAGGCCUUGCUACGCAGGUACCAGGAGAUCCAGGAAGACCGUCGGCAGGCAGAGCAGGGGGGCAUGGCUGUGACCACACCAGAGCUCCUCCGACCUGAUGGCCUCACUGUCACCAUCAGCCAAAUUCCUGGUGAGAAGCGGGUCGUCAGCCAGAACUGGGCAAGGAGCACUCUGGGAUCCAGAGCAGCCAAGGAGAUGCUUGAGGAUGAGGAAGUGGAGGACCACGCCGGUACUUUCUGCUUGGGGGAGCAGGUGGAGCUGGCUGUGACCAUGGAAAACAAAGCUGAGGCCAAGCGGAUCGUUAGCGAGAAGCUCACCAAAGUGAGGAACCAGGGGACGGAAGGGUCACCUGGAGGGGGCUUGGGCCGGAGCCCCUCCAUGCAGAUGGCUGGCAGCUCAGAUUCUGCACGGAAGGGUGCUCGGGAGCCCCGGAAUCCAGGCCUGGUCCCAGGCCCAGCUCCCCGUCGGCCAGUGGGGGGAUCCCCAGAGGUGGGCUGGGACUAUGCCCAGUGGAAACAGGAGCGGGAACAGAUUGACCUGGCCCGCCUCGCCCGGCACAGAGAUGCACAGGGUGACUGGCGCCGCCCAUGGGACCUGGACAAGGCCAAGCCCACGCCACAGGACUCCAGCAAGCCUCGAGAAGAGGGCCUGGCCAGGGCAGGCAGCAACAGGGGUCCCAGGAGCCACAGGAAGCUGCAGCCACCAUCAUUGCCCCCUGAUGGCAAAGGUGGUACUUCUCGGGGUGGACAACCCAGCAGACCCUUGCUGGCGCCGGCCACACGCAGCAAAGCCCGGGGGAUGGAGAGGCUGACUGGCAGGGCCCGCAGGUGGGAAAUGAAGGAGGACAAGGAGGGGCUGGAGAGUCAGGAGGGAAGCCAAAACACCAGAAAGACCCUGAGUGAGAAGGAACAUGCACAGACGCAGAGCAGGAUGGAGCCGGGCAGACCCACAAGCACCCCGGGAACCAGCCCAGCCCCGGCAUCCGCAGAGGGGCCGAAAGGAGAGUCAGGAGCUUCCACAGCCAGUCCUGUCCCUGGCUCUCCACAAAACACUGACUUGGUUCCCCUUGACCUCUCUCUAGGAGGGGCCAGUAGCCCUGGGCCUGGGGAGAGCGUGUGUGUGCUCGAUCUAAGGCCUGGCGCCCAGGAGAGCCCUGUGUCCAGACCGGAUGGUUCUGAGCAGCCCCUGGGGUGGCAUGAUGACCCCCAGGCCAAGCCAGAAGUCCAGACUUCCUCUGAGCCACAAAGAGGAGCAGGGCCCCUGGAACCCAGAGAAGAUAGGUCUGGCAAGGCUGGGGCCCAGCAGGGUCUGGCGCACCGAAGCAGGCCCCCCAGAGGAACCAGCCAAAGGGCAAGGGGCACAGGAGGCGUAAGGAGCAGGACAGGGGGUCCUGGUCCUGUGGGAAGAUGCUGAGCAGAGCUCCUGGGGGCAGGGGGCCAGGCUGGGGAGAGGAGGAGAGAAGAACACAGCUGAGUCUCCUGUGUGGUGGGCAUCUGGUUGCUGGGGGCUGUGGCAGUCUGGCUGAGUGGUUUGGCAAAUUUUCUGAUGGAGUGACAUUGUGAGGGCAAGUAGCUGUCCCUCCCUGAACCUUAUGUGCAUAUCCAUGUGCGCGUGUGUGUUUUCACAUGCAGGCACAGCCCCUGGUAUAUUCCCAUGCCACACCUGGUCUCUGAGGCUGGGGAGACCCGUCCUGGGCCUACUGCUGCCCACGACACAAGCAUCCCUGCCAUAGUGAGAGAGCAUGGCCUGGAAGCACACAGCACCUACCUUGCCCGGCUCCCGUCACCCCCAGGGUCUGACCUCCCUCUCCAGCUGCUGGCUUCCGGUUCCUCAGGUGCAGGCAGCCUCAGCAGCUGACAUGGCCAGCCUGGGCCUGGGCCCUUUCCCACACCCCUGCCUUGCACCCAGGUGACUCACAGCCCGAGAUGCAAGGGAUGGCCAACCCAAGGGAAUGUCAGGAUCAGCCGGCAGACUCUUUUCUUUCUGGAAGAGGAGGCUGAGGCCAUGCAGCUGUCAGGGACUGAGCUAGGGACAGCGGAGCAGAGCUCAGGUCUUCUCUGCAAAAGGGAGAGUCCCUGGGAAGGCCUCCUGCUGAAAUGUGGUGGGGUUGGGUGGGGAGGGGAUAGCCUUCUCUUCACACAGUAGGGAACCUCCUCCCCUACACCCAGGUCAAACAUCAAGUGCACCCUGAAUGGGGACAAGGGGGCAGCCCUGCCGCCCAGGGCCGUUCCUUGCCGUCUCCUACUUCCUCUUCCUCAGCACCUCCCUGCACCAUGAUCAUGCAGAAGCAAGGACUCAGACACAGACUCGAGAGACAGAGAAGAGCGACUCCAGCUAAGUACGACAUCAGGACUUGUCUUUCCUACUUAGUCUCCGUUCCUCCCCUCCCCGGAGGCCCCCGUCUGGUGAAUUAUCCAGACUCCGCACAAGCUGUGGCUUCCUCUCAAUUCAACAAACAUUUCCUGAGCACCCACUACCAGCUAUGCAGCUGGUGGGCGACGGGGACUUUGCCAGCAAGAGGGAGGGAAGAGACUCAGUCAUCCAGCAGAUUCAGGCUGCGCAGCAGGAGCUGUUUUUGGCUGUAGGUGCCCGACAGGGGCUGGGGAUGGCGGGAGGAGCCCAAAGGGAAGCAUCCACCUCUGCUCACAAGGCAAGUGCUCCUCUCUUUCUCCUCAUGCGUGCCCUUUGCCCCCAAGCCCUUGCCCGGAUCUCCCGGGGUGACCUCCGCUGCUCCCCUCCUCUCUGGCCCUGCCACGGUUGUUGCCUAUACUGCUAGUUCCUGGACCACACUUGGAGCAGUAAGAGUUUGGAUUAGAAUAUAUGGAGGGCUAGGGGCAAAGACAGACUCUAGACUCUAAGGGCUGUUGCUGGCUAUGUAGGGGAUGGUGGAGGCACGCGCCUGCUGGGUGGGAGCUUCCUGGCUUCAGAGUUGGGUGGGAAGCUGAGGCUCCUGGCAAGAUGCUUGAGAGGCCAGUGAGUGUGUGGUGCCAACUUCCCUUGGUGGGGAGUGAGAAAGCUAGUUGAGAAUAGGGUGAGGUGAAGGGGGGUGCAAGAGGUCGGUGUGGGGUUGAUUAGAGGAUUUGGAAUGGCUUUGGAACAUUCCUGUGCAUAUGGGAAGAAGACCCCUGUGAGAAAUGAAUAGGCCAGGGUGAAAGAUUCCAAGCCCAAGUGUUCCUCUUGCCUUCCUGUCACACAUAUAUAGCUUGGGAGCAUGGUACCAUCCCUGGAAUCCAUGACUCCCAAAAGAUGGGGCUGGGGUACAGCAGGUUCAGGCAGAGCCCCUCAAUUCAGAUGUCUCCAAAAAUAGUUGUGAUCAAGAAUUUGAAUUCAUGGGGCCAGCCGGGUGGUGUAGUAGUUAAGUUUGCAAGCUGUGCCUCAGUGGCCCAGUGUUCGCCAGUUUGGAUCCUGGGCGUGGACCUACACACCACUCACCAAGCCAUGCUGUGGCAGCAUCCCACAUACAAAGUAGAGGAAGAUUGACACAGAUGUUAGCUCAGGGCCAAUCUUCCUCAUAUACACACAUGCACACAAAGAAUUUGAAUCCUAAGAUUCACAAACUGCUCCCAAACCCCAAUGCUGCCAACUGUACAGAUGUGCCUUCAUUAAAGGGUAUAUGCCAAGGCAUGUUUGACUAUGGGAUGGGGAUGUAGGAUUUGGGCAGAGCUCUGACUCAGCCUUUAGAACAGGACCUAAGCAGGAGAGAAAGCUGGGUAGAAGAGCUAGGGAGAAAUAGGGUUUCUGUCACUGGGGGUAACAUCUAGGAGGACGUUAGGAGAAAGGAUGUCAUGAGAGUCACUAGGGGUUGGAGAGAGUGGAGACUGGCACAGGGCGUCUCCAUUGGAGGAAGAUUGUCGUGCACGGCAAGUAUCACUUAGCUUUUCUCAACAAAAGGGAGGCCUUCUUCAGGAUAAGUGACCCACAGCUACUGUGGCCAACCCUCCUGCUCUAGGAUGGAACCAGCUAUAGUGCAGGAGGGCGCAUAGUUAGACACCCCUCCACAAACCUUGGGGCCAGGGAAGGCUGGUAUAUCUCUUCCUGCCUCCUCCGUUUAAAGGCCUGGCCAGGAGCCUUCCUCUUGGAUGCCCUUCCCUCCAACCGACAGACAAGACUACUCCUCACAGUUGGGAAGUUCUCCAUGAGAUGCAGCUAUUAGGAACCCGGGCACAGAGCUGCAGGGACUGAGAGGGGACAGCACACAGGGCAGUAGGGAGCCAGUAGGGAGACGACAGCUUGACCUAAGGCCUCAAAACAAGGAAGGCAGAAGAGGUGCAGGGCAUCUCCGUCCUGGGUCCAUCUCGCCUCGCAGAGGGGAGCACAGCCCAUUGCAAGGGAGGCAUGUGUUCUGAGGACAGGCAGCAUGGGAGAGUGGAACAAACAUGGGCCUUGCCAUCUGACAGACUGAAUCUGAAUCCUAGGUCUGCCAUCUGCUAGCUGGGCGAACUUGGUCAAUUUUAACCUCAAAAAGCCUCAGUUUCCUUAUCUGCAAAAUGGGGCUAGUAAUACCUACCUACCUUGAAGGGUUGCUGAGAAAAUUAAAGAUAAGAGUAUGCAAAAUACAACCAGCCCGCAUGGGCACUCUAUGGAUGGUACCCUGGCGCACAGAAGUGACUCAGUAAAAAUUGGUUGAAUAAAUGAAGUAGCUAUUUGG
Messenger RNA from Equus quagga, 5215 nucleotides. RefSeq names its product coiled-coil domain containing 9B (gene CCDC9B). The record is from RefSeq and is a predicted model, not a curated record. Bases 502 to 1980 code for a protein of 492 amino acids. The transcript has 11 exons. Lineage: Eukaryota; Metazoa; Chordata; Mammalia; Perissodactyla; Equidae.